GCCGCCGCCGUCGCCGCCGCCGCCGCUGCUGCCGCUGCCGCCGCUGCUGCUGCUGCUGCUGCUGCUGUCACAUCGUCGGGCACGACGUACACAAUGUCAUAAUAAUAAUCAUUAUAAUAAUAGUAAUAAAAGUGUUAUUAUUCGCGAUUGUUGAGCGUCGUCGAGCCCAGUACAUUGAACUAAACAUCGGUUGUUAUCAGCGAAACUGUACCGCACACAGAAUCCGUCUCGCUGUGCGUCGCGUUCUCGGAUCGCUGGCGUGCGCGUCGUCCGACCAUAUGUGCCUUUGAAUCUCGCGACGGCGUUCCGCCCUGCUCGUUUUUCGUCGAAUCUGUCACCGUUGUUGAGAAAUCGCGUUCGUCCGCCUCGUUCAGACCGACGUUCACAAGUUUCCGCCACCAGGUGGCUUUGAGAUCUGACGACGAAAACGUUCACAUCGCUACCACGCGCUGCCGCCGCCCGUGACACCUUUGCGGAAGUAUUAUUAUGUAACGCGACGGAUACUAGGACAUGUGCGACGACAAUAAAAGAUUACAAAAGCCCACCAAUGGAUUGGGCUGCCGACAGGUACACAGCGGUCACUCGACAUAUAACGUUGGGAUUCCAUUGGAGGAAAGUAUGGAGAUCAUCAACCAGCAGUGUCAAGAGAUUUAUGAUUUAAGAACACAACUGAACCUGGUGAUGAGUGAGAGGGACAUGUUGCUCACCGAAGUAGGCCGUCUCAAGUUUGAUAUGGAACUCUAUGAUCAGCGCAUGAUGACCCACGACACUGCCAGAGAUGAAAAGUUUGAUAAAAGCAAUAACAGACAUUUUUUAAAUCAAUGUGAACAAUAUAAUCAUUGGACUGAUACAAUGUCAUCCAAAAAUAACAUGGUUCAACCAGAACCAUUUCAUACAUCUGCGUCGUAUGAAUUAUCACAAGACUUGAUUGAAAAGCAGAUUGAAUUACUAGAAAGAAAAUAUGGUGGUGACAGAGCCAGACAAGCUGCAUUAGUUAUUCAACGAGCAUUCCGACAUUAUAUGUUGGUUAAAAAAUUUGCUCAUAUCACAGCAAUGGCAAAAGCUGAAAAAAGACUUAGUAAACGUUUGGAGGAUACUCAAAGUUUACGAUCUCAUGAUAGUCAGUUGAGCGUUAGAUCAGGAUCAUUAAGAGAACGUCGAUCUGGUUACUCACCAACUAAAUGUAACUCUCUUCCGCGUUCUCGAUCAGGACGAUGUGAUUUAAAUUAUUAUUAUAGCUUGGAAUCUUCGUGUUCACACUUCUACUCACAUAAUUAUAGCUAUAAUGAUAUGAAAGUAAACAACAUUAAUACAAUGAAUCCAGAGAUUGCAUCUGAACAAUUUUUUUUCCAGGAAGAUAUUACUAGUCAAGUGGCACAUCAAAUGAUGCCAAACUAUUUAUGUGGAAACAGCCAUAAUAGUGGUUCAGAAACAUAUAGACAAGCACAUUCUGGUUCUGAUUGUAAUCAGUAUGGUAGCAGUACCUCUUCAUCUUGUAUGUUUUCAGGAAACUCUACUGGGUACUCAUCAAACAUUUCCAAAAAUAAAGUUCCUCCAGAAGUUCCAAAACGAACUUCAUCAAUAUCUUUUCGCUCAUUACGAGAACAACAUCAAAACAUAGCAGCUGGUACUUUAAAUAAGAUGUCAGAUAGUGGUAGCUUAUCAAGUGUUCAGUCUUCAGGCAGCGAUGGUAGUCUUUCUAGUCAAUCACAUAAUUUAAAUCAAACAAAUUCUUCUGUUGACUCUUCUCUGUUGUCAAAUUCUAUUGUCUCUUGGAAUAAAAAAUCACAGAUAUCUGAUGUAAUCAGAAAACGUCAAUAUCGUAUUGGUCUCAAUCUUUUUAAUAAGAAACCUUCAAAAGGUAUUAUUUACCUUGUGUGCAGAGGAUUCUUAGAUAAUGCACCUCAUGCAGUGGCGAGAUUUUUAAUCUCUCGUAAAGGUUUAAGCAAACAAAUGAUUGGUGAAUAUUUAGGUGAUUUACAAAAUCCAUUUAAUGCUGCAGCUUUAGAGUAUUUUGCUCAAGAAAUAGAUCUCUCAGGUAUGCAGGUAGAUGUUGCAUUACGUAAGUUUCAAACAUAUUUUCGUAUGCCUGGGGAAGCACAAAAAAUUGAAAGAAUCAUUGAAGUGUUCAGCCAUAGAUAUUGCCAUUGUAACCGAGAUGUUGUAGCGAGAUUGAGAAAUUUAGAUACUGUUUUUAUAUUGGCAUUUGCUAUCAUAAUGCUCAACACUGAUUUGCAUACACCUAAUCUAAAGCCAGAACGCCGAAUGAAGAUGAAUGAUUUUAUUAAAAAUCUUAGAGGUAUUGAUGAUUGUUGUGAUAUCGAUCGAGACAUGUUAGUUGGAAUAUAUGAGCGAAUUAAAGCAAAUGAAUUCAAACCCGGUUCAGAUCAUGUUACCCAAGUUAUGAAAGUGCAGUCAACAAUAGUUGGCAAGAAACCAAACUUAGCAUUACCACAUCGUCGUUUAGUGUGCUAUUGUAGACUGUAUGAAGUGGCUGAUAUUUAUAAGAAAGAACGACCCGGGGUUCAUCAACGUGAGGUAUUCCUCUUCAACGAUCUUCUAGUCAUUACCAAAAUACUUUCUAAAAAGAAAAAUUCAGUAACAUAUACAUUUCGUCAAAGUUAUCCAUUAAACGGUCUAACUGUGUCAUUGUUUCAAAUGCCACAUUAUCAAUUUGGUAUUAAGCUAACUCAGCGUUUAGACGGGCGUCUAUUGAUAACAUUUAAUGCACGAAACGACCAUGACCGCUGUAAGUUUGUUGAAGAUAUUCGAGAAUCAAUAUGUGAAAUGGAUGAAAUGGAAAAUUUGAGAAUCGAGUCUGAACUUGAGCGCCACAGACAUGGUCAUAACAAUCGGUCAGUAAACAGCAAUGCAGAAAACCGUGAUAGCGGAGUUGCAGACAUUGAUUUGGGUCCAUUACCCUCUCCUCCAGUGUGCAGUCCCAAACAACAUCCAGAUGAUUCAUUUGGAAACAGCCAAAGUUCACAACAGGCAACACCAAAACGUGCUGCAUUAACUGUUACUUGAUUAUAGUAUGAUAUUAAUGAAAAAUGUGUAAUCUUUUUUUUUAUAUGAGCACCGAAAUAAUUUGAUUUGUUUACAUAUACUAUUUG
Sipha flava (yellow sugarcane aphid) is the source of this 3113-nucleotide messenger RNA. RefSeq names its product IQ motif and SEC7 domain-containing protein 1 (gene siz). Lineage: Eukaryota; Metazoa; Arthropoda; Insecta; Hemiptera; Aphididae. Gene Ontology annotation, molecular function: protein binding; guanyl-nucleotide exchange factor activity. Gene Ontology annotation, biological process: actin cytoskeleton organization; regulation of ARF protein signal transduction. The record is from RefSeq and is a predicted model, not a curated record. The transcript has 9 exons. Bases 511 to 3027 code for a protein of 838 amino acids.